This is a messenger RNA of Anopheles nili, 6447 nucleotides long. RefSeq lists its product as uncharacterized. The record is from RefSeq and is a predicted model, not a curated record. Bases 1 to 5835 code for a protein of 1944 amino acids. Lineage: Eukaryota; Metazoa; Arthropoda; Insecta; Diptera; Culicidae. The transcript is spliced from 17 exons.
AUGUCACCGGCGGACCUGUUUCUGAACAGUCCGGGCCUGCCAGGGUCAACGAUGAAGCUAACGCCCGGCGUCGGUUUGACGCUGCUGAUCGGGCUCACCGGCAGCAUCUUUCUCGUCGCUCAAAGUCAUCGAUUGUGGCGCAGUAAACUCAGCCAACGACGGCGUUCUUCGCGGAAGCCCGAUGUGGUAGAGUGUUACAUGUGCAACGCAAACAUCGAGCUCGAAAGUACAGACAGCUUCGCAACAUGCCGUGGUUGCGAAAGAAUGGUCUGCCGAGGCGAAAACUGCUGCCAGUGGGUGGAAUCGAUCGGUAUCUGGGAAUGCACCGGUUGUCAAUCGAACCGCGUUAUCCAGCAGAAGGCGGGCGAAUGGUUGCUGAAUCAGUUGACCACGCGGCUCCAGCAGCCCGGUCCGGUGGAGCUGAAGCAGGGCAAUCUACUCGGUCUCGGGUUGGACACCGAUGACGCUCGCAGCACGUCCAGCUCGUCGGUUUCAGUCAAUCAACGCAUUAAGGUGCGAGAAUUCAUCGAAGAGCUGCUGUCGAGUAUGCUGCACGGCCCGCUAGACGACGUGUCCGUUGGGCAGCUGAUGAAGCACGAAAGCUAUAUAAGACUUUUUCGCAAGUUCCACACACGUUUGAGCAGGUGUCUGUACAAUCUUGAACUUUCGAUCCAUCACUCACUAAUGUCGGAUCUACCGCUAUGGGAAGGUCAACAGCAGCAUCACAGCCCGAGCGAUCAGCACUUCGAGCUGAAGCGACUGAUUCAGAAGAUCCUGGAGGAGAUCGCCAAGCUGCCGGAGCUGCUGAACCACAGUGGCCUUCCGCUACGGCCGGAAGAACAUUUGCCGUACUUCGAUCCGAAGAAGUACGAACAACUGUUAGCCACUGCGGUGUUAAAUAAGGUGGUGGACGACUAUCGGAAUCCGAAAAACUUCACUAACAGCGGCGACGUGGCCGGAAAGUCGACUGGUGUCGCCACACCGUUUGGUGCGGUUGAUAUCAACCACAAUCAGCUGACCGAAACAGCUGGUAACCACCGUGGUUUGCUGAGCGAAGAAACCCUCAGACAGAUGUCCUUAGCGGCUGACGACGUGCACCCACACGAAGGCGUCAGCUACGGUGCCACCGGCGAUCGGAGGCUUUCCGACACGGACGAGUCCUAUCUGAGUGAUUACAUCCAACGGCACAAGGUGCCCCUGCCUGAUCUAUCCGACACCACCGGUUCUGGUUCUGGUGCCGAGGACGACGAUCUGCAGUCGCUCAAAUCGAACGCCACCGAUGGUACGUGGGAGGAAAACUGGCUGUUUCGCAAGCGACAACUGAAAACGACCGAAUCCUCGAUCGCAAUGCUCGUGCCGUCACCGACGGAGGAAGUGAAAGCGCUGAUUGGUGAUAAGAAUGCUGACGAAAUCAGUGAUCUCUCGGAGGCCGGCUCCGAUUGUGAGGGAUACGAAUCAGACGGUCAGCUGAAUGCCGGCAAGGACAGUUCCCGGGACGAGGAUCAUCCCGAAGGAGCCUCGAGUAGCAAAGAGACGAGCGAGGGCAUUUCGUCCUCAUCUAAGACGCAAGAUUUACUAGACGAGCACCUGCCGCCGGAUAGUCUGGUGUCGAUCAACUCAUUACCGGUUAAUGAAGAGAUCCUGUCGGAAGCCAAAAACAGCCUCCUGCUCAGUGAGCAAUCGACACCAAAUCACACAACCGCCGGUAUCAGGCUGGUUGAUGACCUGAUCAGUAUGGAACCGGUCGGAGAAAAGGUCGAAACUACCAAUCCUGCCCUGACAAAUCCUUUCCUGGUUGAUGUGUUCGAACCGAACAAUGGCGUCAUUACCGAUGACGUGAAGUUACUCCAGCGUACCGAAGCCGGUGACAGUCGCUCCGUCACAGAAACCCACAACGCCGGCGGCUACGGAGACCGAAAAGAAGUCCCAAUAGAUCGAGAGCUGCAAUUGCUGAUGCUGGAAACUCUGCCACUAGUGGGUUCGCCGGAGCAGGAGGUCCAAUCGCCUCACCCGACGAUGCUUUCCUUCACGGACGUGUUCGAUCAGUUGGCGAGGACCUCACCACUGAUGGCCAUCUCCGAGGAGCAGCCACCGGCAGUACUCCUAGAAGCAGCCAAUACUGCUCGCUUCAACUUGGAAGCGUUUGAGAACGAUUUCGUGAGACCGGAAGGUCCUCCGGGAAUCAUCGCCGUUACCGAGCAGAUGGAAGCAUACUGUGAGCAACUAAAAGGGCUGCUAGUCGGUCCUGAUCUGGAUACUGGAGAAUUGGAACCAACAGAAAAUGCUUCGAUCAUGGAAGAGGCCAUGUUUUCGACGACAAGCGGCAUGCCUUCAGAACAGCACAGUGAUGAUCAUGAAACGAUUUCCAAAUCAACUGACACUCCCGAUGCAUGCCAGCGUGAGCAAACUUCCACUCCGGUAGCAUCAGAAAACGAUACGAUCGAGGCCUUACAUGCGAGGACAACAAGCAUACCAACAGAAGAAGACGAUAAUGUACAUGAAACGGUUUCCAAAUACCCUGAAUCAUUCGAUGAACAAGAGAAAUGCGAAGGCAUGCAAGAUUCUGAACCACCACCGUUAGAUAGCUCAAUUUUGAUCAACAAUUCGAUGCAUGAAAUCAAAGAAGCUGACCCCUCGCAGGGUGAUAACAUGUCUACAGAACAGGACGAGGAUGACGAUCAAACUAUUUCAGAAAUGGUGGAGAUAUCUGUGGAGCAAACAGCUUGCCAGAGCAUGCAUGCUUUUAAAUCGAUACCGUCUGAUUCGAAUGAAGAAAAGCUCGAUCUUUCGCUAGACGAUUGCGUUCCAACAGAACAGAACGAUACGAACAAUGUAACGAUUUCUAAAUUGCAAGAGACAUCCGAUGAACAGAUAGCAAGUCACAAUGAGCAAGGGUUCAAACCGGACUUGCAAGCUGAUGAGGAGUUUGAAGCGAUUUCUGAAUCGGCGGAGGCCCUCAAUGAGCUGGGAGUGUACCAAAAUGAGACCCAGCACGUCGACGAGGAUCUCACGCAGGUGAAACAGAUUCCAUGCACGGACCCUACGGUAUCAAUGCUUUGCGAAACGGACGAUACUGUCCUAAUCGACGACAUAACUCUAUCUGAUAGUUUGUUGGAAGAAGGCUCAGAUGAGUCUUCCGCAUCGGGACCAUCAGCAAGUGAUUUCAUCGUUGAAAAAGGCGAGAUACCUUCAAUGACUAUCAUGGAACAACCAGAGUGCUAUAGCGAAAAUACCGCGCAGGUAGUAGAACAAGAAGAGAAUGAUCAUGUCGUCAUCGAAUUCACACAAACAGAAGAUCAUCCUUGCAAGGAUCAUACGAAUGACGAACUACUCUUACAAACAGCAGAAAGUGUUGACAAUCUGAACCUCAUCGAAUGUGCAGAAGAAGUGGUAGCAGUAUUUGAAGAACCGGUGGCUUUUCCAGAUACAAGCUUCGAGUUGAGCGAAUCACCAGAGGCGUUGCGAGUGUCCUCACCAAAUCCCGCACAUCACAUCGUGACCGUCCAGCACACACCAUCUGCUGAACAACCCGCUUCCACGGUGACUAACGACGCCGAUGAUUCAUCAACCGCGGCGACGUGCUCAGGCAGCGACGAGACAAUGCUGGCAUCGAUGGAAUCCCAGGCAGAGUCCAAGAUCGAGGACACCAGCAUGCCAUUUAGCGACACAGAGCUUCCCUCCCUUUCAUCGCCAUUAACAUCGUUUUCUAGCCACACACUCACUACCACCCUUAACAAUAGCAUCUCAACUAACCUCACGGGACGGGCCUCGUCACCUAGCAUUGGCACUAACCCCCCGAAUAGCCAUCUUUUCGUAAGCGAAUCUUUGCUAGACGUCCUAGCGCCCGCCAAUGCCACCGCUGAUUGUUCGAUCGUUGCAGCACAAAAAGAACCCGAACAGCAGCUUAGCUGCGAUGCUGGUGAUCACGCGCUCCUGCAAGGCUCUGGGGAUGAACAGACACAAGACACGUCUUUGGAUGUACCGGAUAACUUGAUACCAGGAUCCAUUGCAGAGCGAGAGCAUCUGAAGUGGCGUAAUGCCAAACCGAUCGCGAACAAUCCGUACUCUCCGGACGCCCUGCAACGCCGGUUGUCGGAAAAAAGCCGACCAACCAGUAUGAUCGAGAUCGAUCGUCUGGUGCGUAAGGAGACCGCUCCAGCAGCCGUCGCCGGUGUACUCUUGGACGACUCUGAUCCUCCGAGAGAACCCACGGACUCUGGGACGGAAAACGAUCGCUCCCUGCAAUCGGUCAUCGGUGGUGCGCUAUUGGAGAAGAAAAAGAUUGGGCGAGAGUACUACAUCAACGAUCCUGAGCGGCUGCGAACGACCGGUGGGUCGGUAAAACAAACACUUGGGCUGACGCAGCAACAGCAGCAGCUAUCGCAUAGCACCGAUGAUGAGAAAUCGCUUAUGCUUGGACGCAACCUCGACGACGGUCAUGUCCUGCUCCAGAUCACAUCCGAUCCGAACAGCGCCCUCUACCGGUCGAGCAGCUUCGGCAAGCAACGUAACCCCAACUCGGAGGACAUCUUUGUGGCGCGACCCAUCCAGGUGACGGCCGAUGAUCCGAUCCUGAAAAAGGGCACCAAGGUGAACUACCUCAGCACGGCAGCCAGAGAGAUCUUUCUCGUCCCGCUCGAACCGGAACCAAACGGCUCGCUGAUGAGCUCAUCCUCCGAGCUGAGCGUUCACUCGCCAACCUCGCCAUCCGCACGACCGGAACAAGACAGUCUGACGUACAGCGAAGAUUCGGAUGUGACGCGUAUCUACGAUCUGACCACGGGAGAGUCAAAGGUGGUUCGAGCUGGUGAAGCGAUCACCGUCCAGCGAAAAUCGAGCGUAGCGGAUCCGGAAAUGUGUGAUACAAUUCUCCAAAUCUUACCUCAGCUUGCGAGCCCAGUAAAGCCAGUGCCACCGUCAGUUAGCGCUAGUCCAGUGCCAGUGAAUAUCGCCUCACCCACACACGCAGCCAGUGAGCAGUCAUCAGGAGCGGAUGGUCGAGGAUACCUCCGUCCGGCUCCAUUCCCAGUGAAGCCUCUCUCGCCGGAUACGAUUAAGUUCUUUGCGCCGAAGCGGAAACUUAGCUUUACCGGUAGCACCAGCAGUUUAGCCGGUGGAGAUUCGAAGAAUGCCAGUGAGCAGGGUACAACCCACGUGCUUCCAUCGAUGCACGCCUCAUUUCAUAUCGAUUUCCCGGCGUCGCGUACACCCAUGGGCAGUGAUUUUUCCAUCAUCGAGAAGGACGUGAUCGGAAUGCUGCCGUCGGUGAAGGAGCUGGCCAAGUGCUACAGUGGCAGCACGAGUGACAUCUCGACAAUGCCACCAAAACCACUCUACAAACCACGGGUCAAGCUUAGAAAGGACUUUGUUCGCCAAUCGACGGACGUGCUGAACGAGGAAAGCUCCGAUGGGUUGCCAAACGGGAUCUCCAAAGGACAGCGACAGUACAGCAGUACGAGCAACAUUGCGGUGCGAGAUGAAAUCCGUGAAAUACGCAAGCUCAACCUUGAGGCGUACAAGCAGUCAACGUUCUACCCGAUGGCCCCCGGCCACAGCAUAACCGCCCGCAGUUUGUCCAAGCAGAUCCGUGAGCAUAAGAACAACGUCACCGACGAUCACAAGGGGGGCCAUCAGGACGACCCGCUAGCCGUUAGCGCUAGCCCCGGUGUCGGUGGUCUCGGUGAUGGCGGUGGCGAGGGCAUUAUUGAUGGUAUUGGCAAUGGAGGUGACGGGGGUGGCCACACGUCUCCGGAGCGCCCUAGCAGUCCCGUUUUUCAGCCAGGACACCUGAAGAGUAGCAUAGAGUUUUUCGAAAGCCUCAGGAAGCAACCGUAAACAACGGAGCGACGGCAGGCGCACGUCCAGGCAACAGACGGCAAACCUGGCAAAUACGGCAGGGGAUUACAGUAGCACGGAACAAACUCGCGGAUUUGAGAGGGAUCUCGGCUCCUCUCGAGUCGUUGUGCCAUUGCGUUGUGUCGCAGAGCGGAAAAUAAUGGGUGCAUGAGUGGGUGGAAAAGUGGGUCGAAAAGGACGAAGAUAUUUCAAAAACACAUCCUCAAUAGCCAGCCGGUGACGGGAAUCACUCAACCCGUCGAAAUUUCACAUAGUCAUCGUCCAUGCCAAGAACACCCAUCCCAGUCACAUUUCGUAUCGGUUAGCUUUAGGGUAGGCAGGGAGCUCAUCUGGGGUUGCGAUCGUGCUCAGUCCUCAAACUGCCGGGGUGUAAGACGCUUCGGAUUAAUUUAUUAUCGGCCAUUGGUUCAAAACGCUUCAGGGUCCAUAUUAUUCAUUCUACGGCGCAUGUUUUAACAUACCAUUUGUGGCAUUAUUUGCAGUUGUUAUUUUCUUUUUACAUUUUCUUUUCCGUUUUCUCUUUACGGGACUUGCAUUUGCUUUUUAUACUUUUCAUUGCUCAUAUUUUUUGUUGUUGUUCCUGCAUUUUCC